This is a messenger RNA of Carassius carassius (crucian carp), 5363 nucleotides long. Its product is annotated as zinc finger protein 609-like. The record is from RefSeq and is a predicted model, not a curated record. Lineage: Eukaryota; Metazoa; Chordata; Actinopteri; Cypriniformes; Cyprinidae. Bases 551 to 4651 code for a protein of 1366 amino acids. Gene Ontology annotation, cellular component: nucleus. The transcript has 9 exons. Gene Ontology annotation, biological process: regulation of transcription by RNA polymerase II.
GGAUCAUUCUCCUGGAUUUCCUGGCGCUUCCUCCUCCUCCUGCCCUUUAGUUACAUUGUAUCUCCCUUACUGAAAGGAGCGAGGGAUCUAGGAUUCAACUCAAGGGGGAAAAAAAGAAGAAGAAAUACAUGUGAAAAUGGACGUGCCGAGAUGUUGGAUUUAUCGUCCUGGAAUUUAAGAAAUACCUAUUUGAGCUUUGAGAUUUAGAUCAUGCGAAGCCAAUUUCAGGGCAGUGUUUCUAUUUCUGAACGGGAUCUUUAGGAGUGUGAUGGCUGUUGGCCUUCCAUUUCUCUAGUUGCUGGAUGUGUUGGAAAGUGCACUGCUUUGGGAGCAUUUUUGGAAUUCCGUACACAAAUCCAGAGGCAUUUCUACCUUUCUCUAUGGAAUGUACAUAAGUAUUCUCAGGAUAGGGGUUCGCGUGUGGGGGCAAAAUGUGGGUGACUGGGAAGUUGACAUCAAUACGUUGAGGCUACUGUUCUCCUUCUCCCCACACCCUGGCAGUCUGAGGAAUCAGACGUUACUGUGACAAACCUUGGCCGCUCGAACUAAAAUGUCCCUAAGUGGUGGCACUGCAGGCGGGAAAGGUGUGGACUCGAAUGCGGUGGACACUUACGACAGCGGUGAUGAGUGGGAUAUCGGGGUUGGAAAUCUGAUUAUCGACCUUGACGCUGACCUAGAGAAGGACAAACUCGAGAUGUCUGGCACCAAGGACGGAGGAGGAAUGGCAGCUCCACCUAGCGCAGUAGCGGCUCUGCCAGACAAUAUCAAGUUUGUGAGCCCGGUGAGCGCCCCUCAGGGCAAAGAGAGCAAAUCGAAAUCAAAACGCAACAAAAAUUCUAAAGACAAUAGCAGCAAGUCUCCAGCUGCAGAUGGAGCAAAAAAGGACCAUCAGGGACGGACCCAAGGGGAGGUUACAGGUGCGACAGGCAGUUCAGGAGGCGGUAACUCCGCUCCUGGUAAAGGUGUUGAGAAGGGCACCAAGGCCUCACGCGGUGUGCAGAACAGCAAAAAGGAGAAGGAAGUAUCGAGUGGGAAAAACAAGAAAGAAAAAAGCGAAAGCGGACCAGUUGCAGUCGUGGCAAUUGAGAAGGAGAUAGCAUCAAAUGCUCAGGCGUUCGGAAGCACACGCAACUCGACCUUUGACAAUACACAAAAUGCAGACAUGGCUGUGACAGAGCAACUUGGGAAUAACGCUCUGGAAAAUGUUGAAAUUGUCACUCCGUUGGCUAUUAAAUCAGAGCCAGAGGAGCUUGACGGGGAAUGCAGAGCUUUGAAGAAGGUGAAAAAUGAAAAGAUGGAGUCUCCGGCCUCCACCCCGGCCCCUCCGCCGCUUCACCUGCUUGCCUCUAUAGGAAACAGUGACAUCGCUUCACCUUGUGAGCAGCUUAUGGUGCGAACACGCUCGGUGGCUGUCAACACAUCUGAUGUGGCCCUGUCCACUGAGCCGGAGUGUCUGGGACCCUGUGAGCCAGGCACCAGCGUCAACCUGGAGGGCAUUGUGUGGCAAGAAACUGAGGACGGUAUGCUGGUGGUCAAUGUUACUUGGCGGAACAAAACGUAUGUUGGAACACUUUUGGAUUGUACCCGUCACGACUGGGCUCCUCCAAGGUUCUGCGAGUCUCCCACAAGUGACCUAGAAAUGAGAAAUGGACGUGGCCGUGGUAAAAGAAUGCGGCCAAAUAGCAACACCCCAGUCAAUGAGAACAGCAACUCGUCUGAUAAUAAGGGCAGCAACAACAGCAAGACCAGAGCAAGUUCCAACAGCAAGGGUCGGCGUGUAAACCAAAACUCCUCUGAGCACAGGACUCCGCCCAAUAGCAACACAGAGGAUAUAAAAGCCAGCCCCUCUUCAGCCAGUAAGCGCAAAAACAAACCUGUAUCAGACAUGGAGCCCAACUCUAGCUCUGAGGAUUCUAAAGGCAACAAGCGUAUGCGCACAAAUUCAAAUGGUGGAGUGACCUCCUGUGCACUCCCAAUUCCCAUCAUCAAAACUGAGUCCCUUCCUCCUCCUUUAGACCGAACCUGUCCCUCACCUGUACUGAUUGACUGCCCACAUCCCAAUUGUAACAAAAAGUACAAGCACAUCAAUGGCCUGAAGUACCAUCAGGCUCGUGCUCAUAAUGAUGACGAUAUUAAAUUGGACAUGGACGGGGACAGCGAAUAUGGGGAAGAAUCCUCUCUUCACCCAGAGCCAGGAAGUUGCAAUGGAGCUUCGAUUACACAGAAAGGCGCUCUCUCCCCAGCACGUUCUGUCACACCUAAAGGAAGAGGUUUUGAUGCUCAGAGUCCAUCUCCUUCUCCUGGGAAGUUUGGUUCCAAGGCAAAGAAAAAGAAUGGUGAUACUGAAGCAGACAUUUGUGGCACACCUAUGGAGGGUUGUGAUGACGGGCCUUGUGUCACUGCUGAUGAGGCUAGCAAUGAUGGCAUGGAGGACAGGAAGUCCAAAAAAUCAAGCAGCAAUGUUAAGUCUGACAAGCUGUCUCAGAAAAACAUGAAGCCUUCCAGACCCAUGGCUCCAUGCCUUCCUUCUCAGCAAAUGUACUCUUUGCAGCCGACAUCAUUUAGUGGUGGAAGCCCCAGCCAUCCUCCAGGGUUGGCCAACAUGUUGCAGGGCAUCCCCAAGAGCCCCCAGCUGAAAGGCAUUCAGUCUAAGUUGGGUGUAACUGGGGACUCAUCGCCAAUGAAUCCUGCUUUGAGCAGUUCCAAGGACAAAAAGAAAAAAGACAAGAAAAAGAAAGAUUUGGGCAAGGAUGCAGACAGUCCCAAGCUCCCAGGAAAGAGUGGGAAAACUGAAGAGGGGAAAAGCCCAUACUCUGAGUCCUCCGACCCAGGAAGCAGGAGUGAGGGUAAUCUCAAUGGCUCCUCAGACCCUCAUCAAAGCCGCCUUGCUAGCAUGAAGGCAGAGGCGGAUAAGAUAUACAGCUUCACGGAUAAUGCUCCCAGUCCAUCCAUUGGGGUGGCCAGUCGUGUGGAUAGCAGCGGACAGCCUCUCACUCCCCUUCAUGCCGUCACCCAGAAUGGGGCAGAUAGUUCCUCGGUAAAGACAAACAGCCCUGCAUACUCUGACAUAUCUGAUGCCGGGGAGGAUGGUGAAGGCAAAAUGGAAGGGGUCAAAGGUAAAGCGGAAGAUCAGUCAGCCAGGGACGGUGCGAAGAAGGCACUAUUUCCCUCUCAGGCAUCCUCUAAGGAUUCUACGUAUUAUGCUAGCUAUGACAACUACUACUCUCCCAGCUACACCCACUCUAGCCCCGGUGGAACUACUUCUGGUGGGCCAUUGCCAGACGGGCAAGCUGUGAAACUGAAGAAGGAAGAUGAGCAAGAAUUGCCAGAGGAGAAGAUAAAGGUGGACGUGCAGGAUGAGCGAAAAGUUGAGGUCCCUUCAAGUCAGCCACACCAGCAGCAAGCCUCUGUCAUACAGCAGCGCUCAAAUAUGUACAUGCAGCCUCUCUAUUACAACCAAUACUAUGUUCCCCCAUAUGGAUACCCAGAUCAGGUUUAUCACAACCACCUCAUGAACACUAAUCCAGGCUACAGGCAGCAGUAUGAGGAAAGGCAAAGACUCAUGUCUGAGCAGCAGAGGUCUGCUGAGAAAAGGCCUGAUUCAGGUGUAAAGGACAGGGAGGCCUCUCUGAAGGAGGACUGGAAACAGAAGGGCCCUGUUCCUCCUGGCCUAACAAAAGCCCCAAGCCUUUCAGACCUGGGAAAGCCACAGGCCCCUGGCAAGCAGAGAGACACUUCCUCUGAACCUGCCAAGUCAGUCAUCAUCCCUAAAGGGGAGGAGGCUAAGCUGCAGCCACAGCAGGCUGAAGGGCUUAAAAUUAAGCUCAGUGAAGCUGGCCAUCAUGGAAAGGAUGACUCAAAGGCAAAUGUGGAGUCUGCCAGGCUGGGUAUGGAGCAAGCCAUGUGGUACAGACAGUACCCUGACGGUCAGAGACCGCCAGAUGAGGAAAGAGACCGGGAGCGGGACAGAAAAGGCAAAGAUGAGAGGCCUAGGCAGAGAGACUGCAGCUCCAAAGAAGAUAGUAAAGAUGGAAAUGAUGGUUCAUGUCUUCUCAACACUGAGGACCAGCGAAGUGGAGGGAAAGAUUCCCGGCCCAGUGCCCAUAUACCUUUCAGCUCCCCCUUACCACAGCACCAACCCUACCUACAUUACAUGCAUGGAUAUCCUUUUGGGCAAAGCUACGAUCCAGGCCAUCCUGGAUACAGAGGCAUGUCCUCUGUCAUGAACUACCCAGGGUCCUAUCUGCCAGCGGGAUACCCUUUCUCCCCUUACGGCAGUAAAAUGGGCAGUGGAGAAGAGGGAGAGAAAUCUCGCUCCAGCCCCACAGUCAGCAGCAAGUCGGCUUCAGAGUCCAAAGCUUUGGACAUACUACACCAACAUGCCAACCAGUACAAGAGCAAAUCGCCCACUGUUGCCGAAAAGCCCUCCCAUGAAAGGGAGCGAGGAGGAGGUGACCGAGAACGGGAGAGAGAAUUAGAUCGACCGCGUUCAUCUCCUUCCCAACGCAUUAUGCCACCCCACCACCACCUAGGCUAUCCCCUUGUAGCCGGGCAGUAUGAUCUGUCUUAUGCCACAGGCCUUUCAUCGUCAGCGAUUGUUGCCAGUCAGCAAGCCUCAGCCUCUUCCCUGUACCCACCAGCACGGAGGUGAGAAUGGGAAACCUGAUGAUAUCGCCCUUCUUUACAAAUAAUCAUGUGACUGGAUCACAUGAGGAGGUAUAUAAAGUUCAUUUAGACAUCAGUUGAAUGGUGUUUCUAUAUUUUUAGUUUUUCUGCCGGAAUGUGUGGCAGAUUGAUGUUUUCCUAGUAUCUGUACCUCGUACCCCACUACAGACUGUGAGACCAGGUUCAAAGCCAUCCUGCCCUGCUCAAAGCCCAGCUGGCCACUGAACUGUGCCUGUGAACUGGUGAGGGAUGAUUGAAAAGCAAGGACUGUCAUUCCACUCACCCGAUGCAGGCUGUGGCCAGACAAGAGGCAAGGACUCGAGGGGACAUAAGAACGCAAAGACUGAAAAUAGUUUUAUCACACUGAGAUAACUAAAGUUGUUUCCCUUUUUUAUUUUAGUUGGCAUCCUCACUGAAAAAAAAAAGAAAAGAAAAUAUCCGUUUGACCCACGGUUUUUGAAUUGCUGUUCUCUAGAUACCACCAGUGAAAGCUGCAGAUAUUAUCUAGCAACUCUUGUCUUUCUGCCAGUGGUUCCUAAACAGUUCUCAUCGUCACAUGCCACAAGACUGCUGUUUCUUUCUCAUGAUUUUUAUUUUCCAAGUCUCUUUUCUCUUUCAUCAGCAUGGUUCCAUGUCACGAGAAUGACAUCAAUGUUUUAUUUUAAAGUUUUUUUGUUUUUUUUUUACUUUUUUCAAAA